Messenger RNA from Drosophila arizonae, 3206 nucleotides. RefSeq lists its product as uncharacterized. The record is from RefSeq and is a predicted model, not a curated record. Gene Ontology annotation, cellular component: plasma membrane. NCBI's taxonomy places the organism in Eukaryota, Metazoa, Arthropoda, Insecta, Diptera, Drosophilidae. Gene Ontology annotation, biological process: neuropeptide signaling pathway. Gene Ontology annotation, molecular function: neuropeptide receptor activity.
UGCGUUGCCGUUAGUUCGUGCCCAGCAUUUUGGAAGCGAACGGAACAGCCUUUCAGACUGUGCUUCAUACAAAACAUUUAUUUUUUUCUAGUGCUAUUUGGCAGUUACUGUUGCUGUUGCUACUGUUGUUGUUCUUGUUGUUGUCAUCCGUUGCUGUUGCGCCGUGCAGCAUGCAACGCUUUUGGCGCGCCUAGUUUGAAAAUUGUUGUUAACCGUUGUGUAAAUUGUGUGCGGCUCCGGUGUGUCAAAUGUGGUAAGCAUGCCGCCCGCUGAGCAUCAUGUGGGCACGCCCCACAGCCAGGCGGCUGGCGACGAGGACUAUCAAAUGGCGGCCAGCGCAAGCCAGUGGAAGGAUGUGCCGGACAAGUACUUUAUGGUGAUAGCGCACUUGCUGGCCGGCCACAUCAACGACACGGAGGACAUGGAGCGCGUCAAUGGGCCGAUACUGAAGGCGAGCAUUAAGUCGGUCUAUUGGCUCUUCCUCAUCCAAUACGCAACCCUGGCACUGCUGGGCGUCAUUCUGAACAUUGCCAUCAUUGUGUACAUCAUGUAUAAUCGGCUCUACAAGGAUGUCACGCAUGCGUUCAUCAUCAAUUUGGCCUUCUGCCAUUUCGUGCAGUGCGCUCUGGUCUUGCCCGUUUCGCUGAUGGUGAUGCUGCUCCAGAACUGGAUAUUUGGUCAAUUCCUGUGCUUCUUCUUGCCCAUGCUGCAGGACAUACCGAUACAUGUGGCGAUGAUAUCGCACAUUCUGAUUGCCUGGGAUCGCAUGCGCUGGCUGAAUGAUCCACUCAAGGGGCGCAUACCUGGCUUCGUCUGCUGCUGUGCCACCUGGCUAACUGGUAUGGUGAUUGCCCUGCCCUAUCCCAUUUAUACGAUGUACGUGGAGCUUGGGGCGUACAUACCCCAGCUGUCGGGCAUUGGACUGUGCGUGGUCAACUUGAUGGAUGACAUGCAGGAAUAUACGCGGGGACUGUUUCUAAUUAUGUACUGUGGUCCGGCCGUGCUCUUGUCCUAUCUCUAUAUACGCACCUCCCAGGAGCUGCGUCCGCCGGAUGGGCCCUUCGCCGUCAUGAUGUACGAGCACCGUGUCGAUCUACGCAUGCGACAGAGGAACUCGUCCGCUUCGUCGGAGCCGCGUGCGCACAGCGGCGGAGGCGUGGCCGGGCUGAGCAAUGGCCACGGCAGCAGCAGCCGCUCCUACGAUCUCUACAGCGCCGAAAUGGACGUCUGCCGGGAGAAGCGCAAGCAGCGCAACUUUGGCAGCAUGGCCGCCACCCAGGUGGUCUGCCUGUGCCCCCUGAUGAUACUGCGGUUCGCACGGCUCUCGCUCGAGGAAACCUACGAGAAUCAGAAGCACUUCGACUUCACCUACUUGAUGUUUGUCUGGGUCGCAUUCUUGCCCACGGUCAUAUUCCCGUGCAUCUACGCCUCGCAGAUAUUGCCCAGAGAUGAACAGGAGCGCCUCCGCGGCUAUUUUCGCCUGUCGGCCAAGCGGGCGUCCAAGUCGCAGCGUCGCAGCAAUGCGGGCUCCCAUGAGGACUCGAUUGAGAAGGACGAGCACAGCAAUACGACGAGCAUUGCGGCCAAGGGCCAGAGCCAGACGGCGACUGAUUCGCAGAAGCAUCCGACCAAGGGGCACGCCGUGUCCGGGCGCCAUGAGCGCAGCCAGGGCCAUGGCUUGGGCGCGUCGGAUCGGUAUAGCGGUGCACCCUACAGACAGGGUCAGUCUGGCAUCAAGGAGCGCGACAAGGAGCGCGACAAGGAACGGGAUAAGGACCGGGAUAGGGAUCGGGAUCGGGACAGAGACCGGGAACGGGAACGGGAACGGGAACGGGAUCGACAGCGCGGCGUUUUGGGUGGUCGCGGGGCUGGAGAUGCGGGCAUGGUGAACAAUCUUAGCAAGAACAUGCGCGGCAAGAAGCACGACGUCAAAAUCAACAUCAUCUCCGAUGGGCAUGCUUCCACUGGAUUGGCGCGCAAGCAGCCGGCGAGCACCAGCAGCAACAACAGCAGCCGCACCAUGAAGGCCGCCUCCACAGGCGGCGCGCCACGGCAGAAGCUGGGCGUGGAGUACAUGUCGGUGUCGAACAACUCAGUGUCCAAUCUGACCGCCUCCACGUACUGCAAUGGCAACAACAGCGCCCUGAUGGACGACAGCAGCACGAGUAACUAUGGCGAUGGCGAGGAGAGCUCCGUGGUGAGCAGCAUGAUGCAUCCGCCGCAGCGCUGGCCCAACGUCGGCGGCGGGCUGCGGAAUAAGGAUGUGUCGUUCAGCGAGUGCAGCAGCACCUUCUCGUCGAGCACGCUGGAGCGCGACCUGGAGAUCAUCGAUCUGCUGGAGCGAGAGCGCAGCAUGGACAUACAGGAAAUGAUGCAGCGCGAGCAGCAGGACGACAAGAUCCGUCUGUCCGGCGGCGGCGUCGGCGUCGGCCGCCAGCUGCCGGACAUUGAGAAGCUGUACGCGCAACGCUCGCCGAAGCCCAAGCGAGACUCCAGCUAUGGCUACGACAAGACCGGGCUGGCUCUGGUGAUGCCCGGCAGUGAUCCGCUCAGCAUGUCGAUCUCGAGCAGCAGCCAGCCCACGGAGUACAGCCUGUGCUCCAAUCURCAGGAGCAGCAGCAGCAUCUCCACCUGGCGCAGCAGCGACUGGGUCAUCUACAGCAGCCACCACCGCAGCCGCAGCCGGAGUCGCAGCCGCCGCUGGAUGAGGAGGAGGUGCCGCAGGACUUUUACGACAGCUACACACCCGGCGGCAACAACAACUUGCCGCGCUCAGCCAUUGUGCAAGGCCCGCAGCCCGCUCCGCCCCCGCCCGCCUAUCAGUAUCAGUAUACGCGCCGCCUGAGCCGCAAAAGCUUGGGCGCCGGCUCCCAUCACGGGCCGGGCGGCGGCACCUCGCGCAGCUCCAAGCGCGACAGCUUCAAUUCGCUGAACGGCACGGAUCUGAUUGCGGGCGCCUUCUGCGAGCUGGACCCCACCCAGCCGCUGAACAAGAUGGCCGGACUGGAGGGACGCAUGCGGCGCAGCAGUCCGAGGAACACCAGCUUCAGUUCCAGCUCCGCACGCAGCUCUAUGAAGUCGCGCGACUAUGGGCACGGCUCUACGCAUUCAGCCCACCCGGAGCUCGACUUCAGGGAGAACAUUUUUGCCGAACUGUAAGCUGGGGCCAGGCGGAUCCGCUCCAGGCGGGAAAUGUAUUUUUUUU